This is a messenger RNA of Chanos chanos (milkfish), 1936 nucleotides long. It is a transcript of the gene xylb, whose product is annotated as xylulokinase homolog (H. influenzae). Gene Ontology annotation, molecular function: D-xylulokinase activity. Gene Ontology annotation, biological process: D-xylose metabolic process; phosphorylation; xylulose metabolic process. Bases 62 to 1660 code for a protein of 532 amino acids. Gene Ontology annotation, cellular component: cytosol. The transcript is spliced from 19 exons. Lineage: Eukaryota; Metazoa; Chordata; Actinopteri; Gonorynchiformes; Chanidae. The record is from RefSeq and is a predicted model, not a curated record.
UUAAAUAUAAGGGGCUCAGAAGUAAGGUCCAUCUUUCCGCCACAUAACAGUUACAAAUAGAAUGGAUUCACAAACAAAUUCCUGCUACUUGGGAUUUGAUUUUAGCACACAGCAGUUGAAAGUGCUCGCUAUUGACGAGAGACUUGAAGUAAUACAUCAAAACAAUGUCCUGUUUGACAGCGAGCUGCCAGAAUUCAGGACUCAGGGAGGGGUCCAUGUCCAUGGAGACAGGCUGACUGUAACAUCACCAGUUCGAAUGUGGGUCAAGGCUGUUGACCUGAUUCUACAAAAAAUGAAGAAUAAUGGCUUUGAUUUCUCUAAUGUCAAAGCUUUAUCAGGGAGUGGACAGCAACACGGCAGCGUGUAUUGGAAGAAAGGAGCAAGACAGGUCCUCAAUUACCUCGACCCAGAGAAACCUCUGCAUGACAUACUGCAGGACAGCUUUGCUGUUCAGGACAGUCCGGUGUGGAUGGACUCCAGUACCACAGCCCAGUGUCAUAACCUGGAGGCAGCUGUAGGGGGCGCUCAGAAGCUCGCUGACAUCACAGGCUCACGGGCCUAUGAGCGUUUUACUGGAAAUCAGAUCGCCAAGAUUUAUAAGACAAAACCAGAGGAAUACAACCAAACAGAGAGAAUUUCAUUGGUCAGUAGCUUUGCUUCAUCUCUCUUCCUGGGGGACUAUGCUGGCAUUGAUUACAGUGAUGGGUCAGGGAUGAAUUUGAUGGACAUCUUCAGUAAACAGUGGUCAGAGCCUUGUCUUAAAGCUACAGCACCACAGCUGAGAGACAAACUUGGUGACCCGGUGGCAUCUACAGCGGUCCUGGGUCCUGUGUCUUGUUACUAUGCCAAACGCUAUGGGUUUCCGAACGACUGUAAGGUGGUGGCGUUCACUGGAGACAACCCAGGAUCCCUGGCAGGCAUGAAGUUAAAAGAGGGCGAUAUUGCGGUGAGUUUGGGCACUAGUGACACCGUCUUCCUCUGGAUCAAGGAGCCCAAACCAGCAGUAGAAGGCCACAUCCUCUGCAAUCCCGUGGACUGCCAGUCGUACAUGGCUUUGAUAUGCUUCAAGAACGGCUCCUUGACCCGGGAGAGGAUUCGUAAUGAACGUGCUCAAGGCUCGUGGGAGCUUUUCUCCAAUGCCUUAAGGUCAAGUCCCAUGGGGAAUAAUGGCAAUAUAGGAAUCUAUUUCGACGCAAUGGAGAUCACACCCCCAGCGGUUGGUGUUCACAGAUUUGACCAGCAUAACAAAAGGGUAGAGUCCUUUAGCGAAGAGGUGGAAAUCCGAGCCCUGGUUGAAGGACAAUUCCUGGCAAAGAGGGUCCAUGCUGAAAACCUGGGGUAUAAAAUCAUUCCGGGAACAAGAGUGCUGGCAACUGGAGGAGCCUCAGCAAACAAACACAUUCUCCAGGUCCUGGCGGACGUGUUUGGCGCACCCGUGUACACCAUCGAUGUGGCUAACUCUGCGUGUCUAGGCUGUGCCUAUAGAGCUAUGCACGGACUUGUUGCUGAGAACGGAGUGUCCUUCACUGAGACUGUCAGCAGAGCUCUACCUCCACAGCUCGCAGUCACACCAACCCCUGGAGCCCAGAAGGUGUACACAUCGAUGCUGAAAAGAUAUGCAGACCUAGAAGCCAGAGUUCUCAGGGAAUCCAAACAGUAACAGAGCUUGAAGAGAAUUACUCCGUGCUUUUGCGUGUACUCUUUGUUUUGGUAAACAUAUGCAACGACAAAGAGAUAUGGCCACAGGUUUCUGAACACUAUAGAUUUCUAGAUGCUUUAAUGGAUAGUACAGAGGACAUAUACCUUUUCAUAGCCAGAGUCUUUGAUUUAACCAAGAUUCUUGUUCUAUACAGUUAGUCACUGGACAUUAUGGCUUGAUGUUUUUGUGAUUUUAUGUAUAAAUAUAAAUCAGCAUAUAAUUGCUUACUGUGCCUCU